AUGGCUUCUAACAAUGAGCUUCCCCGUAUCCGAGCAUGUCUCUUUGACAUGGACGGUCUGUUGAUUGACUCAGAGGAUCUGUACACUGUGAUCACCAAUGAAAUUCUUCAGAAGUAUGACAGGCCUCUGCUUCCGUGGUCAAUCAAAGCACAGAUGCAAGGCCGCCCCCAGCCAGAGGCCGGCAAGAUCUUCCACGACUUUGCCCAGCUUCCCAUUAGCGACGAGGAAUUGAAUCAACAACGAUUCGCUCUGCAGCAAAAGUACUUCCCGCGCUCCCAGCCGCUUCCCGGGGUAGAAACCUUGCUGUCCAACCUCAAAUCCACGGCGUCAACCAACGAGCCUGUUUACAUUGCACUGGCCACAUCGUCGCACCACACCAACUACAAAUUGAAGACCGACCACCUCACUGAGCUUAUGUCUGUUUUCCCUGAAGUGAACAAGGUCCUCGGUGACGACCCUCGGAUUGGGAAGGGUCGAGGCAAGCCUCUGCCAGACAUCUAUUUGCUUGCCCUAGAGACCAUCAACGUUGAGCUGCGCCUUCAGGGAAAGACUGAGAUCAAGCCUGAGGAGUGUCUUGUUUUCGAGGAUGCCGUCCCCGGAGUAGAGGCAGGUCGUCGUGCCGGUAUGCAGGUCGCUUGGGUCCCCCAGGAUGGACUUCUCGAUGCCUUCAAGGGUCGAGAGGAAGAGGUCCUUGCGGGAGCCACUGGCUCGCACAAGGAAAGCGAAAAAGCAGAUGCUGAGAAAGAAGCUGAGGAGCUUCAGGCUUGGCGUGUCAAGGGCGCUGGGCAGCCUGGCAAGAUUGGCGAUGGUUUCGGCCAACUUUACUCCUCGUUGGAGAAUUUCCCGUAUGAGAAGUACGGGAUUCGUAUUCCUUAA
Molecule: messenger RNA, 876 nt
Organism: Penicillium olsonii
Lineage: Eukaryota; Fungi; Ascomycota; Eurotiomycetes; Eurotiales; Aspergillaceae
Source: the annotation of a GenBank genome assembly